Molecule: messenger RNA, 3106 nt
Organism: Colossoma macropomum (tambaqui)
Lineage: Eukaryota; Metazoa; Chordata; Actinopteri; Characiformes; Serrasalmidae
Gene: rhof
Product: ras homolog family member F
Exons: 6
Coding region: 183-809 (208 amino acids)
Biological process (GO): small GTPase-mediated signal transduction; cell migration
Molecular function (GO): GTPase activity; GTP binding
Source: RefSeq, a predicted model, not a curated record
ACUCACUCACACACAUACACACACACACACACACACACAUGGUGUAGAAGAAGCUCAGAGAGGAAGGGGAAGCUGAGAGCAGUGAGAAGGUACCUGUGCUACUCCCACAUGAGCUGCUCCAUGCCGGACCACCGGAUCUGCUGACCUUCUGACCCCCAGAGGGCCUGCUUACAGCGUGCACCAUGCAGAACGGUUCUGCGGCUGAGAAGACUUUUAACGGAGAACAGCUCAAAAUCGUGAUCGUAGGGGACGGAGGGUGCGGGAAAACCUCCCUGCUGAUGGUUUAUGCUAAAGGAGACUUUCCUGAGACGUACGCGCCCUCAGUGUUUGAGAAGUACGUAACCACGGUGACUCAUGGAGGGAAACAAAUUCAGCUGAACCUGUACGACACGGCGGGUCAGGAUGAUUAUGACCGUCUGAGGCCGCUGUCCUAUCAGAAUGCAGACCUCAUCCUCGUCUGCUAUGACGUCACCAACCCCACCAGCUACGAGAACGUCUUAAUUAAGUGGUAUCCUGAGGUUCAUCAUUUCUGCCGAGAUACCCCCAAAAUCCUGAUUGGCUGCAAGACUGACCUGAGGAAGGACAAAGAGAAGACGAGGAAACUCAGAGCGAUGGAGCAAGCGCCAAUCACCUACACACAGGGGGAGGAGACACAGAAGCAGAUGAACGCUGAGCUUUACCUAGAGUGUUCAGCCAAAUACCGUGAGAACGUGGAGGACAUUUUCAAAGAGGCCACAAAAAUCGCUCUGGCGUCCAGACGGAAAUUACGAAAAGCCCGAAAAAAGAGAAAACACUGCUCCAUCCUGUAGAGGCAGAUAAAACCAGGAUUAGAAGAAGGAACCACGGGAGAGUAUUUAAAAAGUUUUCUGAACAUUAAGAAACAUUCAGAAACAUUCAGUGAAAUUUAGGAAAUGUUCAGAAAUAUUUAGAAACUUUCAGGAACUUCUGGAAACAUCCAGAAACAUUCAGGAUCUUUAAGGAAUGUUCAGAACCAUUCAAGAAAUUCAGAAAACCUCCAGAAACAUUCAAGAACUUCAAGGAACUUUCAGAAACAUUCAGGAACCUUAAGGACAUUUCACAAACAUUCAGGAACUUUAGGAAAUAUUCAGAAACUCUCAGGAACAUCUAGGAUCUUUUAGGAACUUUCAGACACCUGAAUGUAUGAAGACUCAGGGAAAUGCACAAGUUUUUAUAAUAAGCACUUAUUGUUAUUAAUAAUAUUAUAGCAAUUGCCGAUUUGAAUAUGAAUUAACAUUGUAAUGGUCAGGCCUGUCUGACCCUCAGCGGUUCUGACCGACGUUCUCCACAGGUGCUAAAGGGCAGAAAUGUUUUGCACUGAUACAGCGGUCACUCAGGGGUCAGUGGGAGAUGACCUGCUGAUAUUUGCUGCUAUCGGCCCAGCAGUGUUCCACUGGACAUCAACUGUUUACUCGCACUGUAACUCUCCUCUCCAGACUCCGCCCACUGAUGUGCUCCAUCAUAGCUACUGCUGUGAAGCUGAACGAGCUUUACUGAGCGCUGAUGAGAAUCUACAGCUGGCAUGACAAGCAGUUUUCGAAAAUUGAUAAAUCGGGACAAAGUUAUUGAUAAAUAUCAAUAUUUUUAUUUUUUAAAACCCCAUAUUCUGGAUUUCUAGGACAGUUUCUGUUUACGCCAGAGGGGGCGCCAAAUCCCAACACUGCAAGAAAUGAUGUUUUAGAGUGAGACGAUCUUAAAUCUAAUUAACAUAUGUCAUAUUUCUCAUUUUGCGAUUGAUGUACACUCUCAAAAAAGAUGGUUCUUCAAGGGUUCUCGUAAAGAAAAUGGUUCUAUUUAGAACCAUAAACAUUUUAAAGAACGUCUGCAUGGUGAAAUGGUCCUUCAGAUUGAUUAAGAAUGUGUUGUAUAUGGUUCAAUGUAGAACCUUUUUGAAAAGGGCUCUAUAUAGCACCAACAAGGGUUCUGCUAUUGUUAAAACCAUCUUUUAGAAGAGUGUAUUAGAUUAGAGUAUUAGAUUAUUUAACUGAUUUCUAGGCAUGUUUACUUGUUUUACGUCAUUUUAACACAGUGGCGUAAUAUUUUGCUCGUGACUGAGAUAAUCUUACAACCUCACAACAGUCACUGUUGAAGAGCGUGUUGGUGGGCGGAGCCUGCAGAUGGCAAUUACAGUACAUUCCAACAGUUUCCUGUGAUAGAGAAGUGCUGUGGCGUCAUUCCACCUGUGUAAUCACACGUUAAUGCUGUGCAAUCGCUGAUUUUCCACAUUAGCUGAAGCUGCUUCUAGUAGUAAAAAGAGGAAGGACUGAUGUCAGAAUAUAACCUCACAGUUUGUGUUUAGUUUAGUGUCAGUGUUCAUCCCUGAGCCCUAUGAUAUUUUAGAGCUUACAGUCAUUUUUCUGUACUUGAAGGUAAAUUCCAUUGUCUUUUCAAAAUGUCUGCAUUAUUAACCCUCCUGUUAUGUUCAGCUGUGAAGAACAGUAGUACUGUUCCAGGUCAAAUUGAUCUGAUGCAUGUUUAACCAUCCAAAAGUAGUUAAAAACAUAUUUUAAACAUUAUCUUUAGCUCAAUUAAUAUAAAUUUAAUCAAUAUUGAGUGUAAACAAGUUUAUCACCCCUUACAAAUCAUGUUUACUUAUAAUAAUUCACUUGUUUUUCAUUAAAAAAAAGACAUUACAACUAGACAUUCAGCACAUUAUUUUAUUUAUCAUUGUUUACACGUUUUCAACAUUUUUGACAUAUUUUCUGUCAUUAUGUUCAUUAAAACAAACGAAACAUGUUCUGGGUCAAACCAGCUCUGUUCUGACCACUUCAAAUCAAAUCACACUAAAUGAGCCAUAAGUCCAGCAGAAGAGGUUUAAUCCUAUAAAAAUUAAAAUAUUUUUCUUUUGAAUUGGGUGAGUUUGACCCACAACAUAACAGGAGGGUUAAGAUGUAAACAGAGUUGUUCAGAGUGGUUUGGUGUGAAAUGCUCUGUUCUAGUGAAACUUACUGAGUCAGAAUUGUUCAUAGUGGUGGUGAUGGGAACCAGACGUCCACCUCUAAAAGCUCCCUCACAGAAAGGUACUACAUGAAAUGCUUAUGAAUUCACUGCCUGAUGUCUUAGACACUGUUAUAUGAUAGUUUUAAGG